Caenorhabditis elegans is the source of this 2453-nucleotide messenger RNA. RefSeq lists its product as uncharacterized. NCBI's taxonomy places the organism in Eukaryota, Metazoa, Nematoda, Chromadorea, Rhabditida, Rhabditidae. The record is from RefSeq and is marked reviewed.
AUGUCCGAGCUGGACACCGUAAUAAAGAAUGCAGAGGAAAUAGCAAUUCAGGAGGAUGAGGAAAUUAUAGAAGAAGUAAUUGAAGAAGAGCAAGUGCCAUGGCUGGGCCCCACAGACGUUAUGGAGGGUCAAGGCGAAUACUACCAAUCCGAAGAGCUUCUCGAGCACGAAAUGGUCGAAUACGAGGACGCCGAGCCAUAUCAAUCAUUUCUGCCGAUUCGCGACGGUGCUCCGUACUUUUCACUGAAUCUGCCCGAUCUUUUGAGCAAAGCUCAUCAAAUUACGCAGGAUACUGGCGUUAUUGUGCGACUUACAUCCUGUUUCAACAAGAAAUGUCAGCGACAGGUGGCUUGUGGCGGUUGCUUGUACACGAUUAAGGAUUAUGUUUCCGACAUUCAAUGGAACAAUUGGACAUGCAUCAACCCCCAGUGCUUCGGUGAAAUCCGUACAACUCCAGAUUUUCGUGAUAUUCGUGAAGUACACGGACACACGGCAAAUUGUCCACCGCCCGACGAAAUUCAAAUCGCCGUUCGCAUCGCCGUCUACGACACCCGUCUUCUCGCCGAAUUCACCGAUACUCCGUUGGAAAAUCUGUAUUUCGGUGCAGUUGAGAGGCUUAAAAUCGAUUGCGCCGAUGGUUUUGUGCUAUUCCCACCGUUUGAGGUCGUGAAAUCCACGUUGGAAGAUCAUCGGCACAAUAAGAUUUAUCGAAAGCGAUUUGAGAUGCAAAAUUUACGCGAUAAACAGCGGAAAAUGAAUAUGACACCGGAUGAGGUGGUUUUUGCUGAGAAUACGUCUGGAAUGAUUCGGUUUCGAAGGACUAAACCGUUUCCGAUGUCAAUCUGCAACGUUUGUGGAGAGGAAAUUUCGAGCACAAAUCUUCCGUCACAAGAUCAACUGAUUUCUCAUUAUAUGUAUACACAUGGACGAAGAAUGACUAUUGAGAGAUAUGAAUUCAAGGAUGUUAACACUUUUGAGCAAUACCUACGAGAGCUCAAUUCAAUGGGAAAAUAUAAAUUCAAACGAAUGGGAUUAGCAGAUGAGAAUAUGUUCUAUUUGUGCUCACACGACGAUCGGCUCAACAAAACCGGAAUCGGUCGAGCCACACGUCUUCAGCAACAGAGUUGUCAUUGUACAGCGUUUAUACGCGUUUUUGAUUGGAGGAUCGUCUCAAAACGUGAAGGUGCUACAGUAACAAUAGACUAUUGUCUUGAACAUCAACAACAUGGCUAUGACCUCGAACCACGACAUUUUGGCCCACGUAGCGCCACUAAUUCUCGAGGACUCCCCGUCGCAAAAGAUUACGUUGAUUAUUAUACACCUGAGCAAUAUAUUCGAGAAAUCGAUGAACGACGUCAUCGAACUCAAAAAUUGAAUGAUGAAGUGGCAGCUGAAAGAUUAUCGAUUAAACGACCUGUUGAAGUGAAGAAUUAUGUACCGCCCGGCAGGUUACGAUCACUUUUUGGUACACGGGCUCUGGCUCCGCCACUUGCCGCUCAACUUGCCGCUGGAAAUACUCAUCCUUAUGUUGAUGUUUAUGCCGUAGAUCCACUUCCACGCCAGUCACGUCAAAAGUUCCGUCAACCAAUACGAACAGCGUACCCAAAAGCUCAAGAACAAGCUCCUGCAGCAGCAGCAGCACCAACGUCAAUUGAACAAUCUGAACCUGCUGGAACAUCAAGACAAACUGAGACAGAGACGGAGGAUUUAUCAAUUCCACCGCCACGUAUCUAUAUUACACAAAAACCAUUCACACGAUUAACCGAACGACAGAAUUUUAAGGAUAUAUACACAUUCAACGCAGUCUGUAAAGUUGAAGAUAUGUGUAUGUCACUUUUGAAUCGCCUCCAAGAUUGUCAAAAUCCACGUGUCGCCCUCGGAUAUCGAGAGAAAAUUGCGGCGAUCGUUCGUAAAUCGACAACGGAUCCGGGAUUGUGUGACGAGAAAAGUGUAGAGGAAAUUGAAAAGUCAUGGGUACUUCAGAAACCGAUUAGAGGACGUCCCAGGAAGAGGGUGAAGCUGGAAAAUGGACAAGAAGACGGUGGAGGAGAUUUGGAUGAAGAUGAUGAUGUUGUAAUGGAUGAUUAUGAAGAUGGAGAGGAGAAUGGGGAUAAGAAGAUAACCGCUUCCCGCAGAUCCGAAUCUCCAAAACCAGCAUCAUCAUCAUCAGAGCCACCACCCCCAUCAACAACAGAAGAAGCAUCCACGUCAUUGGCUGACGAGUUGCCACGUGUCACUCGUGAAGAAUCCACGUCAUCAAAUACUUCUGGCCACGUGGCAGGUGACGUCACAACGAGAAGCGGAAGAGCACGAAAACCACCGGCACGACUACUUGAUGAUUGAGCCAGAAAGCAGAUGUGCUCUAUUGAUAAAUUUCUGAAUUUUUAUUAUUUUCGCCUUCUCUCUCUCUCUGUUAAUGAUAAUUAUUAAUUUUUUUGAAGAUAAAACGUUUU